Setaria italica (foxtail millet) is the source of this 732-nucleotide messenger RNA. RefSeq names its product ubiquitin. Gene Ontology annotation, molecular function: ubiquitin protein ligase binding; structural constituent of ribosome; protein tag activity. The coding region runs from base 56 to 607 and encodes 183 amino acids. Gene Ontology annotation, cellular component: cytoplasm; ribosome; nucleus. Gene Ontology annotation, biological process: translation; modification-dependent protein catabolic process; protein ubiquitination. The record is from RefSeq and is a predicted model, not a curated record. Lineage: Eukaryota; Viridiplantae; Streptophyta; Magnoliopsida; Poales; Poaceae. The transcript is spliced from 2 exons.
CUCACUCCCCACAAAACCCCAUUCCUGCGGCGAGCAAUCCCCGAGCUCCGGCGAGAUGCAGAUCUUCGUGAAGACGCUGACGGGGAAGACGGCGACGCUGGAGGUCGAGAGCAGCGACAACGUCGCCAACGUCAAGGCGAAGAUCCAGGUCAAGGAAGGCAUCCCUCCGGACCAUCAGCGGCUCAUCUUCGCCGGGAAGCAGCUGGAGGACGGGCGCACCCUGGCCGACUACAGCAUCCGGAAGGAGUCGACGCUGCACCUGGUGCUCCGCCUCAACAGCGGCGGAAAGGGCGGCAGCUACCCCAUGAACGUCGAGCCCAACAUCCUCCAGCUCGCGCUCAAGUACCGCCAGCGCAAGAUGAUCUGCCGCGAGUGCGACGAAUCCCACAACUUGCCAUCUCAAAUCUUCAGUAUCGGUUGCUAUCGAUCGCUCACCGUGCCUUCUGCUAUAUCGUCCGGAUGGAUGCCGUGCAGGUGCUACGCGCGCAAUCCCGUCAGGGCCAACAACUGCCUCAAGAAGAAGUGCGACCACUGCAAUGAGUUGAAGGCAGUGUCACCCUUUCAUGUUCAGCAUUGUUGUAUGAUAGUCGACGUUGGUGGCUAUUAGUUACCCCCUCCGUUCCAAAUUAAGUCAUUUCAAUUUUAUUGGAGAGUCAAAACAUCUCAAGUUUGACCAAAUUUAUACAACAAAGUACUAAUAUUCAUGAUACCAAAUAAGUACCAUUAGUUUCG